Molecule: messenger RNA, 735 nt
Organism: Aspergillus tanneri
Lineage: Eukaryota; Fungi; Ascomycota; Eurotiomycetes; Eurotiales; Aspergillaceae
Product: DUF3431 domain-containing protein
Exons: 3
Coding region: 1-735 (244 amino acids)
Source: RefSeq, a predicted model, not a curated record
AUGGAGGAAGAACACACUGAAUGGGUCGAGGAGCAGCUUCCAGACUGGCAACGAGCAAUAUACAUUGUAAACCCUUCGACGGCAACCGUCGCCGAUAAGCAUAGGCUCAAGACACCAUUGAACAAGGGUCAUGAAUCCAUGGCCUAUCUGACCUAUUUAAUCGAUUACUAUGACAAGCUCCCUUCUAUCAUUGCAUUCCUUCAUUCACACCGCGGGGGCUUCUUUAAGGCGUGGCAUGUUGACGCCCCUUUACACGACAAUGUAGUGGCUAUGCGAUCUCUCCAACUCGAUUUCGUCAAAAAGAACGGCUACAUCAAUCUCCGGUGUAACUGGAAUCCCGGGUGUAAACUGGAGCAUCGCAUCAACCGCCAUGUGACUGAAAAUGUCUGGCAAGAAAUAUUCAGUGGAACGAGCACUCCGGCCCAGAAUACCACUAUGCCUUCGAAUCUUGAAAUCAGCUCAAUAUCGAAUGCCAUGCAUAGCCAGAAAUACCUUCCAAAACCGAAGCACAUCGGCGCUGCAUGUUGUGCACAGUUCGCUGUGUCGCGGGAGCAGGUUCUCCAGCGGCCGCGAGAGGACUAUAUCAAAUUUCGACAGUGGGUUAUGGACACGAAUAGAGACGAUGCCAGCAGCGGAAGAAUUAUGGAGUUCCUAUGGCAUGUCAUUUUUGGCAAAGAAUCUGUCUACUGUCCGGACGAAGAAGUUUGCUAUUGCCAAGUGUAUGGGAGAUGUUGA